Messenger RNA from Rubroshorea leprosula, 381 nucleotides. The record is from the annotation of a GenBank genome assembly. Lineage: Eukaryota; Viridiplantae; Streptophyta; Magnoliopsida; Malvales; Dipterocarpaceae.
CAAUAAAUAGGAUCCAUUAAAUUAAGUCCAAGGCAUCAAUCAAAUUGAGAGAGAGAGAGGCAUGGAGGAGGAGCUUAACUGGACAGAGGCAGAGGCGGGGAGGAUGAGGGCAGAAACUAGCCUUAUGAGAGAGGAACUGACAGAAAUAGAAGUUGCUGUUGGAGACAUGAAAAAGGAACUUGAAUUGGAACGGAUAAUACUCGAUCGACUCAUUGCCGAUUUGGAGCUCAUGCAAGAAGCAGAACGGGCUCUCCUGGAGGCUCUGUUCCCACAAAACUAAAACCACAUGUUCCAAACAAUGUUUGGUUCAAUGAAAUGACUAUUUCUUUUGCUACCUUCGCAUCUUAUUAACUUCUUAGACAAUAAAAUUAUUUGGAAUAG